AUGGAACAUGCUCCAGAAAAAUCAAAUAAAAUCUGGAUUCUGAAAUCAGAAAGUCUCCUACCUUUCCAACUCCACAAUCUUCGUAAGUUGUCACGACUUCGGAGGUCCAUAUGUCUAAUAUUCUUUUCCUCCAGCUUUGCUCGUUUAAGUUGCAAAGCCUCUUUCCUCCUCUUGCGUUCAUUCUCCUUCUUCUCUUCUAAACGUUUAGCCGCCUUUGCCGCCUCCAGAGCCUUCACCUUGACAUCUUUUUCUCCUACAAGAUUAGAGAGUGAAAGAUCAUAUAAUUUGGAGCAUAUAAAACCUAAGCAAAAUAGAAAGAGAAAUGCAUUCAUAGAUGUGAUCUCCAAGAAGAAUACCAAAAGAAAGAAGAGUUACCAUCACAUUCUUUCGCUGCUUGUUUUUGUUGUACCAGUGUCUUCCUCAAUCGGGAAGCAUGUUAGUUCUGGAUUUGAACUUGAACGCUUCUCUGAACUCCCGCAUGUCAAAGUCAACCUUGUCCGGUACAAGAUCCAGUCCACCACUAUCUGCUUGUCCAUCUACAAUAAACCCCUCGAGUACAGGCAUAGAUUGAUCAACAUCAAUGAGAUCCAGGUCUACAGUUCUUGGAGAGAGAACAGAAGCUUGUGCCUGUUCACCACUUCCCUCCUUGGGAGAUUGUAUACCUUCAAGCAUUGUAUUGGUGAGACUCGGAGCCAACUACCCAAGUUGGAGUCACCAUUUGGAGUUCUUAACAUCGUCACGGUUAAGCAACAUUCUUCACAGGAUCAGGAGCUAGCCACUUUGAACAUGCCAGCUUUCCAGAACAAGUUGGUCCUCAUAGGAGCUGGCCUAGAAUGCCACCAUCAGCCUUGGCAGACUGAGAACGGAUUGCGGGAUCAGAAGCCUCAAUAUCAAAGGCAUUUUGUUGGUCAGAACCAUAAGAUGGAACAGCACUUCUUGCUCUGUGACUCUGGAAAUCUCCUGCAAUUGAUUCUCGGUUGUCACAGCCUUUAG
Messenger RNA from Striga asiatica, 993 nucleotides. Lineage: Eukaryota; Viridiplantae; Streptophyta; Magnoliopsida; Lamiales; Orobanchaceae. The record is from the annotation of a GenBank genome assembly.